Molecule: messenger RNA, 1191 nt
Organism: Microdochium trichocladiopsis
Lineage: Eukaryota; Fungi; Ascomycota; Sordariomycetes; Xylariales; Microdochiaceae
Exons: 4
Coding region: 86-1108 (340 amino acids)
Biological process (GO): maturation of LSU-rRNA from tricistronic rRNA transcript (SSU-rRNA, 5.8S rRNA, LSU-rRNA)
Cellular component (GO): nucleolus
Molecular function (GO): RNA binding
Source: RefSeq, a predicted model, not a curated record
CCAGGAGCUCUGGCGCAGCGCAGAAAGUCAGAUCCACCCAGACGACUCGCUCUCUAAACAAUCGCAUCGCAAAUUCAAAGGCAUAAUGGCUGGUACAAAGAAAGUCAAGGCUGCUGCCCCGAAGCGCAAAGCGCCCGAGGAGGCUAGCCCUGUGGCUACGAAAAAGGUCAAGUCGAUAGUCUCGAACGGAGCCAAGGAUGCGACACCCGUCAAGCCCGCUAAGAAGUCCAAGAAGGUCGAAGAGCCCGAGGAGGAGGUUCCGGUGACAGAGGCGGACGAGGAGCACCCGUUCUCGGAUGAUGAUGACAACGUGGACGCGGCCGACGAGGCUCAGGCACUUGCCAAGAAGAUUGACAGCGACGACGAGGACGAGGCCGAGGUGGAUAGCGCUGUUGCUUUCAAGAAGGGCCAAGAUGUCGGAAAGAUCCCCAAGCCGAGCAGAAAGUCGAGGGGAACAGCAGAGGUAAACGAAGAGCCUGGUGUUGUCUACAUAGGACGUCUUCCCCAUGGUUUCUACGAGCACGAGCUCCGCGGAUAUUUCUCCCAGUUUGGCGAAAUCAGCAAGCUCCGACUUUCGCGCAACAAGCAGACCGGCGCUUCGAAGCACUUCGCCUUCAUCGAGUUCGCUGAAGAGUCGACCGCCGAGAUUGUCGCCAAGACCAUGGACAAGUACCUACUGUUCGGCCACAUCCUCACAUGCAAGGUUGUUCCCAAGUCACAAGUACACGAGUCUCUGUGGAAAGGCAGCAACAAGCGCUUCAAGAAGAUCCCGUGGAACAAGAUGGCUGGCGCAGAGCUUAAGAAGCCACGCACCGAGUCCGGCUGGGCCGCCAAGAUUGAGCGGGAAGACCUGAGGCGGUUGACGCGGUCCAAGAAGCUCAAGGCCAUGGGCUAUGACUUUGAUGUGGCCAAACUCAAGACCGUGGAGGGCGUGCCGUCUGGCGAGGCCACGGCUAUUGAGGAGGCAGAGACACCCAAGGCCAUCGAGGCGGCGCCCGCAGUCGAGGAGCCCGUUGUCGAAGAGCAAACUGCGCCCAAGGUCACGAACGGCACAAAAGGUGGAAAGAAGGGCAAAGCUGGAGCGAAGGGCAAAAAGGCAAAGGCUUAAGUGUUCACGCUGCAUUUAUAGGAGUUUGUCUUGCUUUUACGGGUACUCUACAAUGGCGAUUUAUGAUUGCGAUGCAUCACGAU